UUUUUUUAAACAGAAAUUUAUCUUAACGUAUUAUUAAUUAUGUAAUAUUAUGAAUUGAACUGCUGAUUCCAAAGGCAGUUUCAGUGAACGAAUUUUGAAUAAAUAAACUGGAUGAUAUCUUGGAAUUAAACAAUGAGUCGGUGUUAUUAUGAAAUCCUUGGAAUAUCUCGUUGCGCAAAUGACGAGGAAAUAAGAAGGGCGUACCGAAAAAUGGCCCUGAAAUUUCAUCCAGAUAAAAAUAAAGACACUGAUGCUGAAGAACGAUUUAAAGAAAUUGCCGAGGCUUAUGAAGUCUUAGGCAAUAGCUGCAAACGGAAAGUUUACGAUAAAUAUGGAGAACAAGGAUUGAAACAUGGGGGAAACUCUGGAUGUAGUUAUACUUUUAAUGAUCCGAGAGAAACGUUUGCUUCAUUUUUUGGUGGACAAGACCCAUUUGCGAAUUGGGAUGAUAUGUUCAUGGACUUCGACGAUACAUUUCAAGAUGUAUUUAGUAGGACUACCUCAUCGCAUUUUCCCGGGUUCGGUGGUUGCCAUCGGUCUCGAACUACCCCUAACUUUUUUUGUAGGUCACGACGAGGUUGUCGUAGUAAACAGUUACCUCAAGAUCCUCCUGUCAUUCAUGACUUGAGAGUAUCACUCGAAGAAGUUGCAACUGGUUGUACUAAACGGAUGAGAAUUACGAGGAAACGUUUAUCUCCUUGCGGACUUGCGUCCAGAACAGAAAAUAAAAUUUUAGUCGUAGAAAUUAAGAGAGGGUGGAAGGAAGGGACCAAAAUCACAUUUGCAAAAGAAGGAGAUGAGAAAGCAAAUACAAUACCAGCAGACGUUAUUUUCAUUGUGAAGGACAUUCCACAUUCUAUAUUUCAGAGAGAUGGAAGUGACAUUAUAUAUCAAAAAACAUUAACAUUGAAAGAGGCCCUUGUUGGAUGCGAACUACAAAUUCCAACACUUGAUGCCAGGAGAACGUUAACAAUACCAUGUUAUGAUGUUAUUAAACCAAAUUCCGAGAAGCGAAUACAAGGAGAAGGUCUUCCCAUACCAAAACAAUUGAGCCAAAGGGGGGAUCUUGUUGUUCAAUUCACAGUUAAUUUUCCAGCAUUUUUAAAUGCGUCACAAAAAUCGGCGCUAAGUCAUAUUUUACCAUAAUUUUUUUCAUUGUAUUUUAUUAAUUUCGAUACUAAACAUUUUUAUUCGAAAAUAGAUUAUAUAAUAAUGUUUUAUUAUUUUACUACAAAAUGGAUUGACUAGCGCUCUGAUCAGCCAUGAUUAUGGCAACACCAUUUUGCAGUGUCUGAAUUAUCAUUGUCCUAGCAUGGGCCUACUGAUCGUUGACCCCUUUACAGUCCAUUUUGGAAUGGAAAAAAGUUGGAAAAGGAAAUCCACAAUUCUGCAAGAUAUGUAUUGAAAUAUCCACUAGAGCAGUGGUUCCCAACCCUUUUUUCUGAAUUACCCACUUUUAGAGAGGGUUUCAUUCCCACACACUAAAGCCUGAAAUUAAAAUUUGGUAAGAUUUAAUUGGGUGUGCUCUGCUUUGAAUAACUAACUGCCUAUAGUGUUGCGCCUCCUUAAUGAUAUACCUCUACGCAACAACAUGCUUACAAGAAGUUUCUUAAAAAUCUAAAGUGGUUGUUGACACCAUGGGCAGCUUUCUUUGCUUAGCGUUAUUGUGAUUACUGCGCACUUACAAAUUUGUAUAUUGGCCACUAGCAACCCCUCAAUUCCCCACAGGCGAGAUAUAACCCAUCCCAAUAACCCAUUGGUUGACUGUUUAAGCUUGAGGAUCUGAUCUACUAUUGCUCUAUCUCUGUAUAUAGAUAACUGUCAUUUGUGGAAUUACAGCAAAAUUAUUACUCAUUGCCUAUUCAAUAGACUAUAAACAGUGGUGAGGUUUACACAGAUCCAUUCUUAGAAUGUCGUAAUAAUCAGCGUUCUUGUUCGAGACGCUAGACUAGCGUUGUAUUUAACGUAUCAAAAGUUAUAUAUUAGAUUUAUGAAGAGCAUGUCAUGUUAAUGAAGAUUCUGUAACGACAUACAUGUAUUUUCUAAAAUGAAUGAACCGUUUGUUAGCGAGUUCAACCUGUUUUUUGAUUAAAAUUUUAAAUUUCAUCACUGGAUGCAGCAUUGAGUACCUUAAUAUAUCAUUGUUUGUUUGAUAUUUAUCCGAUUUUGGUUGUGCUGGCAUUGCAAAAAACUCACUUAUUAUUUGCGAAACGCACGCAAAGACUGUAUAAUAGAAAGUCAUUUAAUGCUGUCCUUACUAUUGAAUGUGAAGGAUUCGGUCAUUCAUGGUAUGCAAUGAUAUAAUACAAAGGAACAGUGGAUUUUUUUCCUUUUGUUGUAAUAUACUAAAAUAUUUUAUGGAAUUGUGUACAUAUCUACUAUGCCAGUGCAUUCGAGCUACAUUUAUAAAAUAUCGUUUCAGUAAACAAAUAUAAUACUGAUAACCUUUG
Styela clava is the source of this 2450-nucleotide messenger RNA. RefSeq names its product dnaJ homolog subfamily B member 1-like. Gene Ontology annotation, cellular component: cytosol. The record is from RefSeq and is a predicted model, not a curated record. Lineage: Eukaryota; Metazoa; Chordata; Ascidiacea; Stolidobranchia; Styelidae. Gene Ontology annotation, molecular function: protein-folding chaperone binding.